Messenger RNA from Dentiscutata erythropus, 156 nucleotides. The record is from the annotation of a GenBank genome assembly. NCBI's taxonomy places the organism in Eukaryota, Fungi, Glomeromycota, Glomeromycetes, Diversisporales, Gigasporaceae.
AUGUCUACUGUUCAAUCUUCCUAUCAAUACGCUUUCAAAGCCUUGGUCAUUCAAGUGUUGAAUUCGAUUAGACAAGAACAAUCGAUGAUUGAAUCUCACAUGAUUAUGCCUCCAGAUUUUGUAUCUAGUGUUUCUGAAAAUGGAAAAACUUCUUUG